AUGCCCUCCUCUACUAUUACAAACAACAAUCCGUCCACAGCAUUUAAGAGUGAUGCUGUAUUUAAAUACUUGGAUGCUGCGUUGAGAUCUUUGACAGAGGACGAUAAAUCAAAGCUGCUGAGCAAGAUAUCUGGCGUAUUUCAGUUUACCAUCAAGAACAACCAAGGGAAAACACAGGCAUACAUGCUUGAUUUGAAAAAAGGAGGUUCAGUAACAGUGGUAAAAAGUGCUGAGCUCGCAUCGUCGUCGUUGAAUGAGUCAUUCUCGCCGGAUGUGGUUCUGUAUAUUUGUGAUGGCGAUAUAGUGGACUUGGUCAAGGGCAGAUUGAAUGGCCAAAGAGCGUUUAUGUUGGGCAAGUUAAAGAUCAAAGGAAGAAUGGACCUGGCUAUCAAGCUGGAUGCUGUCUUUAGGCAACUUGUAGGCAGGAGUAAUAAGCUAUGA
This is a messenger RNA of Mucor velutinosus, 441 nucleotides long. RefSeq lists its product as uncharacterized. The transcript has 3 exons. The coding region runs from base 1 to 441 and encodes 146 amino acids. NCBI's taxonomy places the organism in Eukaryota, Fungi, Mucoromycota, Mucoromycetes, Mucorales, Mucoraceae. The record is from RefSeq and is a predicted model, not a curated record. Gene Ontology annotation, cellular component: cytosol.